AUGGCCAAAAAUGGAAAGAACUCACGAUUGUCUCCUUCUCGGGCCUCAACGACAGUGAAAUCUACCCCUGCGUCCGCAUCUCAGAGAAGGCGGAUCCUCACAACUCUGACGAUUUCUCUGCUGCUAGAUUUGAUCUCAUUCACCUUGAUUCUCCCUCUCUUCCCAUCCGUGCUCGGCUACUAUCACGCGAAAGAGACCUCACCUACGAGCACACUCAACCGUGUGUUCCACUACUUGAAUGUGUACAAGAAUUGGUUCGCGAAACCCAUCGAUUCGAGCUAUGACAUUGUCCUACUUGGCGGCGCAUUCGGCUCGCUGUUCUCUCUCUUACAGGCUGUAGCCUCUCCUGUUAUCGGACGGCUUUCGGACCAGCAUGGCCGGCGCAAAGCUUUGUUGUGUUCCUUGGCUGGCAACAUUCUGAGCGUCGGGCUCUGGGUCGGCGCGACAGAUUUUCGGGUAUUCAUCGCGAGCCGCGUCGUUGGUGGACUGAGCGAGGGCAACGUGCAAAUAGCCAAUUCAAUUAUCACAGAUAUCAGUGAUGAAAAGCAACGGGGAUCGGCUAUGGCUCUCGUUGGCGCAUGCUUUAGCCUCGCGUUUAUCUGCGGUCCGGUUCUGGGUGCAACGCUCGCAAAUAUACCCACGACUGCUUCAAACAAGUUUGCCAUGGCUGCUGGUGUCUCCCUUUUUCUGAUCGCCUUAGAGACAAUUUAUGUCUACUUUUCUCUCCCGGAGACACACCCGCGAUUAAGCCGGUUCCACGACCCUGGUCCUCCUGCUGCCACACUAGUCGAUAAAGACAAGUCCCGGCCCAGGGUACCAACGGUGGUUAACGGUGAUGCAUCAAAGGCCUCGGUGAAUGGCGACAAAUCGUCUUCAAAUGCUCCUCGGAACCGAGACAUCAAGGUGAGAAUGCGCAACGAGUCUGCCUUGAAAUUAGUCCAUCUCUUCUUUCUGCUCCCAUUCUCAGGUCUUGAGUUCUCGCUCCCAUUUCUCACGGCGACGCUGUAUGCCGAUCAAGCAAGUGCCAUGGGCCCUUCUGCCAGCCAAACGAGUACUUUGAGCCCCUCUGCCUUGAAUGGGCGUCUUCUUUCCCUAAUGGGCCUCAUUGCUUCUUUGCUCCAGGGUACUAUUGUUCGCCGUCUACCGCCGAUUGUGAACAUACGCCUCGGUGUGGUUGCUUGCACGAUCUCAUUUUUUCUGCUUGCUCGUGUUGAUUCGAUGAGCGGUGUCUAUGUCGCAGGCAUCUUUCUGGCUGUCACCUCAGCAACGGUGGUGACAAGCAUUAAUAGUCUAGGUAGCUUAGGAGCACCCGAGGGCGAACGGGGUAUAAUUCUGGGCCGUCUACGCAGCUGGGGGCAGGUGGGUAGAGCAGUCGGUCCAUUUCUUUUCUGCUCCCUCUUUUGGUGGGCUGGGAGGGAAGUUGCCUAUAUGACAGGAGGUGUGAUGAUGAUAGGCGUUGUGGGAGCUGUUUUCACUGUGCUUAAAUGA
Molecule: messenger RNA, 1488 nt
Organism: Penicillium atrosanguineum
Lineage: Eukaryota; Fungi; Ascomycota; Eurotiomycetes; Eurotiales; Aspergillaceae
Product: CAZyme family GH55
Exons: 2
Coding region: 1-1488 (495 amino acids)
Biological process (GO): transmembrane transport
Cellular component (GO): brush border membrane
Molecular function (GO): transmembrane transporter activity
Source: RefSeq, a predicted model, not a curated record